CAAAAACAAACAUUCCGACUAAAUUGGAAAAUGUCAAUGAAAUUUUUUCACAAGUACACAAAAUGUGAAAGCGAAAACCAAAAACACUGAAAGGUAGCAAAACCAAAAGACAAGUUCUUAAGAUAAAACGAGAAUAAAAAAAGUCUGUGAGAUAAAAAUAGAAGUAGUGAAAUGAAAUUGAAAACGGAAUUUCCGCGGCACUCGGACGUGACAGUGACGUGUCGAUAAUAUGAAAUAAAGCAAAAAAUACACAGUCCACAAUAGAAAACAGAGUAAAAGAAAUAAUGCAAAGUGGAAUAAUAAAAUCGAAGUAAACAAAAAGUAAUAAAACACAAAAACAACUGAGAUAAUCGCAAGCUUUCGUAGCAAAAACCAGCAGUGCAGCACAGGAAUCCACAAUAAAAGCAAAUAAAAAACCAAAAAAACCAAAUUACGAAAACACGAAGCAGCAACUGUGCGCUCAUACUGACCUCGAAAACUGCCAUUGACGCCAAAUACCAGAAGCACUAGAAGCUGACUGAAGGCUUUCACACCAAUAUCAGCACCACUUACCCUAGCAGCAAUAGUAAUAGUUUUUAGCGACUGCAGAACUGUGCCACGUCGCGUGCCACAAAAUGUAUUUCCGACGCCGAUGCCAUUGGCGAUGUUUUUCUAGCUUCGCCGCGGUUUGGCUCUUUUGGCUGACUUUUGUCAGCAUACAACAGAAUCGACUACAUGGCGAUGGCUGCUCGUGGGCUGCACAACAACAAAGCAAACAAAUAACCCACAACCAUUUGCCACUAAAACAGCUGCAAACGAGCAACAACUGCAAUGAGCAGCAGCUGACGAAAACCGCCGUCAUAGGAUUGCCAGUACUAAAACUGGGAGAAAAAAGCGAAAAGGCUACUAAAACAAGUGCAAUGGUGACAGUGACUACUACCCCGCGGCAAGUGGUGGGCGAUGUAGUGACAGAAGCAGCAGAAAUAAUGCCUACACAACUCGACAAGCAGCAGGAAAUGCCAGCCGCCGCGCCGUCGGAAGUUGACAGCGAAAGUGAUGAGCGCCUAGUGACCGAAGAGAAUAACAACGAAGUGCCAAUCACAAAGCCAUACGCAGAUAUCAAUGGGUCAAAUUCGAAGUCUACUCGUAGCAUAUCCGUGGCAAAGGAGGCAGGAAAUAUUGACAGUAGCAAAGUGAAUGCUACUAAAAGCAUUAACGAAGCCAAAGCAACAACGGCAACAAAGCAAAUGCAAACAAAGGAAGGAGAAGCGCCGCUGCAAAUGGCAGCGACCACAGUUACUAUAACGACACCAAUUCCCAGUGCUGGUCGCAAUUCAUUUACCACAGUCAGCAGCCAAGCAAAACGUUUGAUUGCGAGAAAUUUAAAGCAGUCGAAGAAUGUCGUCAACUCCGAUUAUUUGGCAUACGAUUUUAAAGCGAAUGUCGCAAAGUUAUUUGCAAAUGAUGCAGCAGCUGGGCGCAUGGCAAAUGCCAGCUAUGCCAGCAUCAAUGAUGAGUUUAAAAAUAAUAUUCGUAGUAGGGAAUUGCUGAGAAAAAUAGAGCGUGAAAGCAACAACAGCAGCAGCAGCAGCAGUAACGGCAACCAUAAUAACGAAAGCAAUGGCGUACAUAACAACAAACAAACAACAACAGCUACAACGCCGAACAACAGAAGCAACAAUAACAAAAAGAGUGUUAACCAAAAUCACAUUGAAAAUAAUUACAAUCCCAACAAUCUAAGCCCUGUCGAGCAGCCGCAUCCUUCGAGUGUUAGUGGUGCUAAGGCGGCUGCUGCUGUCGCCUUAAGUUCUAAUUUUGCUGUUGACACUAUUGUUGAACCAACAGCUGCUGGCAGUGGCAACACCAACCGUUAUAAUAGCAGUAAGAAUAACAACAAUAAGACCAACUUUCAUAAUAAGUACAACAAAGUGGUGCACACAAAUGAGCGUCGUCACAUUGUGCCCGAGAAGUUGCAAUACACCAAAGAGCUAAACAUCAAACAGGGACGUCUAAUGGGCAUCACCCGUAACUUUCAAUCGUCGACAGGUCUACGUGAUGUUGAUCAAUAUCUGGGCUUGCCAUAUGCUGAGGCGCCCGUAGGCAGUCGUCGCUUUAUGCCACCAGGUGCGCCAUUACCAUGGCAAGGAUUGAAAAUUGCACGUCAUUUACCACCCGUCUGCCCACAACAGCUGCCCGAUGUCACAGCGCACGGAAGUGUGAAAAUGUCACGCGGCCGUUACAAGCACUUGGCACGCCUACUGCCCUAUCUAAAGACGGAAAGCGAAGAUUGUCUUUAUCUGAAUUUGUAUGUACCACGUAGUGAUGGUGCUUUCGACUCAUCGUCCGCCUACGAUAUGGACUCAUCAGCAAAGCGUUUGCCGGUAAUGGUGUACGUGCACGGUGAAUCUUUUGAGUGGAAUAGUGGAAAUCCUUACGAUGGUUCAGUGCUUGCGAGCUAUGGUCAAGUCAUUGUUGUUACCAUCAAUUAUCGGCUUGGAGUGAUGGGCUUUCUGAAGCCCAGCAUUGACGAGAAUACUGUCGCGAAUUUCGGAUUACUCGAUCAAAUUGCCGCACUACAUUGGAUUAAGGAAAAUAUUGCCUCGUUCGGCGGCGACAAGGAUAGCGUUACGCUCAUGGGACACAGUACCGGCGCAGCCUGCGUGAAUUAUUUAAUGAUAUCGCCUGUUGCAUCCGGCCUUUUUCAUCGCGCAAUUCUCAUGUCGGGCUCAGCCAUGUCAGACUGGGCGGCCAGCAAUCAUUCGCUUCAACUCACAAUGCAAAUCGCACACACACUCAAUUGUCCUUUAAACGAUGACAAUGAGGAGAUGCUAUCCUGUUUGCGUCAAAAGCGCUAUCAGGAGAUCUUAAAAAUACCAACAUCAUUUCCCCAAUUUUCAACUUCAUUGGGUCCAAUUGUCGAUGGCCAUGUGAUACCAAAUCAACCAUAUAAAGUGAUGGGACAAUACACUGAACACUUCAGUCGAUAUGAUUUAUUAUUUGGGGUCACUGAGUCCGAAUCGUAUCACACACUGGGCGCAUUAGCACUCGACGAAGGAUUACGUGAAAAUGAGCGCGAUAAUUUAUUGCGUUUCUAUAUGCAGACACGAUUUGAUGUUCGACCCGAUCUAGCAUUGGCUGCCACGCUAAAAAAAUACGAGGAUAUGUACAACAAUCCCAUUAAGGCUACAAAUUUGGAGCAUCGCGAUGUGGUGCUCGAUAUACUCUCCGACGCACGUGUUGUAGGUCCAUUACUACAGACCGGCCUAUUUCAUGCCGAUGUGAAUCGCCGCAAUUAUAUGUAUGUCUUUGGGCACAAUAGCGCAACGGGCCCACAUGCUAGCUUGCCGCACAGCAUUACGGGCGAAGAGCUGGCCUUCAUUUUCGGCGCACCGCUUGCACCAGCCGGUCCCUUCCCUAGCAAUUCUUAUGGCGUACAGGAGAAACUACUCUCGGAAGCUGUCAUGACGUACUGGACGAAUUUUGCAAAAACGGGCAAUCCAAAGGCUCCAUGGAAAGGUAGCUUCAUUAAUUUGCAUGCUUUGGAAUGGGAUCGUUAUGAUCUCGAUUGGCCGGAAUUCAACAAACGUAGCCAAGCCUACAUGAAUAUCGGCAUACCACCAUCGAUUGGCUACAAGUACCGGCAUAUCUACAUGAAUUUCUGGAACAAAGAGCUACCCGAUGAACUGAAUCAAAUUGCGAACAUUCAACGGCAACCAUAUUUGCAUGCAACCGUCUACGAUGGAGCUGAUGGGGCUAUUGCAUCACAACGCCCACGUGACGGCACUGCCACCGCAAUGCACCGCACAUAUCCGUUGCAGCGGCAUGGCAUUGGUGGUGGCAGUGAAGUAAUAACCGGGCACAUGAGUCAAUUUGGCACACGUGAUAAUGGUGCCGAGGAUCCGGUACGCACACUGAAACUACUGCUUCAAGAGCCUUGGAAAUUAGGUGGUAGCAAUGAGGGAGCCAACGCAAACGGCGGAGGCGUUGUGGGCAUGGAUACGUUAGCAGAGAAUAUGUACAAUGCGCCACCAACGUUUGGCGUAACGAAGACUGCCGAUGAUGAACAACACUAUAGAAUGGCAGCAACGGGUGUAAUGGGUGGCGGCAUGAUUGCAGUCUCUGGUGGUGGUAGCGUUGGCGAUGGUGUAGCGGCAACAAAUGGCCUGGGUGGUUUUACUGGGCUCGGUGUUGGCACUGGCGUGGCAUUGGCUGGCGGCGGCAAUGCAAUUUAUGGUGUGCCAAAAACGGAAAUUACAGAAGAUGAAAGUGGUUUUGGUGAUGGCAGUGGCGGUAACGGUGGCGCAGGUGAUGAUGCAGGCAGUGCCGCUGGUGCUGUUGGUAACGCAGGCAAUAAAGAGGAAGUUGCCAAAUCAGAGACGACAAUACAAUUGCUCAUCGGACUGAUUGCUGUCUUCAUUGUGCUCAAUGUCAUCAUCUACUCCACCUUCCUGCUGCAGAAGAAGAAGAAAGCGCACAAUAUGCAACGCAAACUAGGCGGCAUACUCAGCUACGAUGGCACCACCGAUGAUGAGUUCAAGCGCUCGAAGCAAAAUGAUGGCGAUGACAGCUACAUUUUGGAUAUUGUGCGCAAAUCCAAUACAUACGAAGCAGUUAAGACGGAACGUUCACCCAUCAACGGCUUUCAAAUGACACGCCAACUAAGCACCUCCACCGUAGAUACACACACAAAGGUAUGCGCUUGGAUGUCUGCGGCAGCUGGCGCCGCUGCAGAGGUAAAGGCGUGUGCCAACGGCGGUACGGAUAGCUCUAAAAGUGGUUCGAAAAAAUCAUCCUCGCCCACUUUUUCCUCGCUACGCAGCAGCAGCGCUGGUGGCAGCUUUAAACAGCCCAAGGCGCCGCAAAAAGUUAGCGUUGCAGUGGAUGCCACACCACAGGCGCGUAGCAGUAGCAUAUUAGAGCAAGAGCCCAUCGAGGUGCUAAAACUGAAGGCCGAUGGGCGCAAUAUAAUCAUUUGCCAGGAAGUGGAGGUGGUUGAUCAGGAGCUGCUCACGCCACAAAACUCGCUGGACUCGUCGCGUUAUACGCUUGUGCGCCAACACUCAGCUGCCACCGAGCCAUGUGAGGCCGAAUUGCCACAACAGGGCCAGUUGCCGGUAUACAAACCAACGCCACAGCAUGCCCACUCACAUUCUGACCCGGUGGAUAUGCAGCAAUAUUAUAGCAAUAUUUGUGGUGCAACUGAGCGCGAUGAAAAGGUGACCAGUUUCGUGGAUGAGGACAUAAAUGUGACCAGUCGCGACGAUGAUGAAGUUUCUGCAGAUGCUUUAGCCGGUGUACGCCUAACACACGCGCAACAACUUCAAGUUAUUAAAAGUCGCAACUAUCCGAAAGUUUUACCUACAAUAAAAACAACACCUAACAGUGGUGUACCAUUGCAUACGAAUGCCGACGAUUCACCGCCCAUGACAUUGGACUUGCGCACCACCAACAAACGCAACUCACUGCCACCCAAUAGCUUUCUGCCACAUUUUAGCGGCACAACGGGUGCAAGUGGCAUUGUGGGUGGACGCUAUCCACCACUACCCCCACCACGCACCAUUUCCACGCUUGGACGUAAACCAUCGCAACGCCGUAAUAGCAAUAAUAUUACGACAUCACCGCUAAUGUUAGCGCACGACUGCACUGCGGAGGAAGAGGAAGAGCCGCCAAUCACGCAAAAUACGCUUAUUGUGGGACCCUUAAUACCGCAGCAGAAGCAGCUGGCGAUUGGCGCUGAGACAGGAGUUGGCGGUGCUGAUGCUAAUUACUCCACGUUACGGCGCAAUGGAGCAACCACAGCUGCGAAAGCGGUCUUUAAUAGCUUGUCAGGCAAUAGAGCGGAUGACGCAACAAGCAAAGCAAGAAAAACAACAACAACGACAACAGCUAUGCACAACAUAUCUGGCGCAUCAUUAACGCCAACCAGCACUCAAAUCGGCUCAAAGUCGGCGACUGCGACAGCUGGUGUGGCCGGCGUUACAACAUUCUUAAGUAGUGGCGGCUGUGCUGGCUUGCAAAGCUUCGAAAGUCGUCCGAUUUCCGUGAGCAAGGAAGACGAAUUGCAGCAACAACGAAGCGAACAACAACAACAACAUACACAUCACACUGAGCGCGUUUAUGCGAUACAACAGCCAACUAAUUUGCCACCCAUGCGAACAGGCAGCCAAGCAAUAGCGGGUGUAGCGACGCCACCAACAACAGCAGCAACAGCAACACCUACUACGUUAAUUACACCCACUUUAAUGAAUUUGACAGGCCAUCAAAGUGGUAGUGUACACAAUAAUAUGCUGCCUACUGGUAGCAGCAACAACAACAUCAACAAAAAUGUUGCUAUUAACGCUGGCAUCACUGACAUUUAUGCGCAACCCAACAAGUUGGCAAUUAAAGCAAAGGCAAAUUUGACAGCAUCCAAAUUGAAUGCGCCAACGGUUGAACAAUCUACAACAAAAGCAGCAAUCACGAAUCAUUCUACAACAACACUUCCGAAGUCACCUUCAAUAGGCGCAAUUCCAAUUGCUGCCGAUGAGGUAGCCAAAGCGAACCAGUUGACAAUAGCAACAGCACCAACAACAACACCAACUGCUGAAAUAACCUGCCGGUUGGGCGCAAAGGAAUUGACAAAUAGUGACAUCGACAAACAGGUGACAGCUAUGGGUGGCAUGCAAACAAUGGAUGCCAUGGCAGCAGCAGCAGCAGCAACUACAACAACGAAAACAACAAUUGCAGCUCACACGGCACAAACGGCAAAAUACAUUAGUGCUACAGUCGGAAAAGGAGGCGAUGUGGCAGCACUGCCACACAUGCCACAAGUGCUGAGAGAUGCUAGCGUUGGCAGUUUACAAGCACAAUUAGAAUCACAACAACAAGUACAACCGCAGCAAAAGGAAAUACCAGCAACGUUGAAAUCUAUACCAGCAGAAACAGAAACAACAAAAAUAACCGAAACAGCAGCAACGUUUACGCGCGUACCUGUCACUUGCAUGUCAGCUACACCGGCGACAACGACAACGACGCCAACAACAACGACGCCCAAUGCAACAAGAACAAUAGCAAAUGCCAUUGCCGCACAAUUAGCACAAACAAAGCCCUUAAAAGCGGCUUUGGCAUCUAGUAGGGCAGCUAUGGCAAAUACAACAUCGACGUUUGCUGGCAAUGACAGCAGGGCGGUAACAGCGCGCGAUUCCUGCCACAGCUCAGUGUCGGCAUGUUCAACAGGCUCUCGGACAUCCUCGACAUGCUCUACCUCUUCAGAAUCGACGACAUCCUCUAAUGCUUCAACGGCAACUGACACAUCUUCCAACUCCUCGUCAUCGUCCACGGGCACUGUACGCACGGAACUGCAACAAAAGUAA
Molecule: messenger RNA, 7331 nt
Organism: Anastrepha obliqua
Lineage: Eukaryota; Metazoa; Arthropoda; Insecta; Diptera; Tephritidae
Exons: 12
Coding region: 615-7331 (2238 amino acids)
Biological process (GO): synaptic vesicle endocytosis; modulation of chemical synaptic transmission; presynaptic membrane assembly
Cellular component (GO): postsynaptic membrane; synapse; cell surface
Molecular function (GO): signaling receptor activity; neurexin family protein binding
Source: RefSeq, a predicted model, not a curated record